Hyaena hyaena (striped hyena) is the source of this 2928-nucleotide messenger RNA. It is a transcript of the gene RCBTB2, whose product is annotated as RCC1 and BTB domain containing protein 2. The record is from RefSeq and is a predicted model, not a curated record. Gene Ontology annotation, molecular function: protein binding. Bases 308 to 2065 code for a protein of 585 amino acids. NCBI's taxonomy places the organism in Eukaryota, Metazoa, Chordata, Mammalia, Carnivora, Hyaenidae. The transcript has 17 exons.
CGCCAACUCAUCGCUGCUCCGUGCCCCCGACCGAGCAGUAACUGCGACCCAGAAGGCGGAGCGGAUGCGGCUCAGGCCUGCGCUGAGUCACAUUAACUUUAUCCUAGAAGACAACUUUACAAGGAUCUAGACAGAACAGGAUUUAAGGAUGACUGAAUAUUGGGCUAAAGAAAUUUAAAACAAUCAGCUUAGCAAAUCAUAUACUCUUCAGUGGAGCUGAGAACGAUAAGUCUGCUCUUCACAGUGAUUUGGAACUUUCCAAUCCCAGGGAAAAUUUGACCAAGGGACUGCACAGGACUGAGUCCAUAUGGAAGAAGAGCUUUCCCUUUCCUAUGGAGAAAGUGGCAAGCCAGUACAGUCUACUCUGUCAUCUUUGAAGAUGUUAGAUGUGGGAAAGUGGCCAAUUUUCUCCCUUUGUUCUGAGGAAGAACUGCAGUUAAUUCGUCAGGCCUGUGUCUUUGGCAAUGCUGGCAAUGAAGUUUUAUAUACUACAGUAAAUGAUGAGAUUUUUGUGCUUGGCACAAACUGCUGUGGCUGUUUGGGAUUAGGUGAUGCCCAGAGCACCAUUGAACCUCGGAGACUGGAUGCUUUAAGUGGCAAAAAAAUAGCCUGCAUCAGCUAUGGGAGUGGCCCCCAUAUUGUCCUUGCCACAACAGAAGGUGAAGUCUUUACCUGGGGUCAUAAUGCUUACAGCCAGCUGGGCAAUGGGACAACUAAUCAUGGUUUAAUACCCUGUCAUAUUUCUACUAAUUUGUCAAACAAACAAGUCACUGAAGUUGCCUGUGGGUCUUACCAUUCUUUGGUGCUAACAUCUGAUGGAGAGGUAUUUGCCUGGGGUUAUAAUAACUCCGGGCAGGUAGGAUCUGGAUCAACAGCCAAUCAGCCGAUCCCUCGAAGAGUCACAGGCUGCUUACAGAAUAAAGUAGUAGUGAACAUAGCAUGUGGGCAGAUGUGUUCAAUGGCAGUGGUGAACACUGGGGAGGUCUAUGUCUGGGGUUACAAUGGAAAUGGGCAGCUUGGACUUGGCAGUAGUGGCAACCAGCCAACUCCCUGUAGAAUAUCGGCUUUGCAAGGCAUUCGUGUCCAGCGGGUUGCCUGUGGCUAUGCACACACAUUAGUCUUAACAGAUGAAGGCCAAGUGUAUGCUUGGGGUGCAAAUUCUUAUGGCCAGUUGGGCACUGGCAAUAAAAGUAACCAGUCCUAUCCUGCACCUGUCGUUGUGGAAAAGGACAGGCUCUCCAUCACACCAAUAUUGCGAGGGAGGAAUUUCAGCUGCUGCCGUCAGCCAAGCCCGUGCCCCACCCCUGACUUCCCGUGUGCUGCUAGGUGUUCCAGAAUUAUAGAGAUUGCGGCCUGCCACUCGGCCCACACGUCGGCUGCCAAGACCCAGGGCGGGCACGUGUACAUGUGGGGCCAGUGCCGGGGCCAGUCCGUGGUCCUGCCUCACCUCACCCACUUCUCCUGCACCGACGACGUGUUCGCCUGCUUCGCCACUCCUGCCGUCACGUGGCGCCUCCUGUCUGUGGAACCUGAUGAUCACCUGACAGUGGCCGAGUCGCUCAAGAGGGAAUUUGACAACCCCAACACUGCAGACCUGAAAUUCCUGGUGGAUGGAAAGUACAUUUAUGCACAUAAAGUCCUUCUCAAAAUUAGGUGUGAGCAUUUUCGUUCCUCAUUGGAAGACAACGAGGAUGAUAUCGUAGAAAUGAGUGAGUUUUCGUAUCCUGUUUACCGAGCCUUCCUGGAAUACCUGUAUACAGACAGCAUCAGCCUUCCCCCUGAGGAGGCAGUAGGAUUACUUGAUUUGGCUACAUUUUAUAGAGAAAAUCGUUUGAAAAAACUCUGUCAACAAACUAUCAAGCAAGGAAUCUGUGAGGAGAAUGCCAUUGCCCUGCUUUCAGCUGCUGUAAAGUAUGAUGCUCAGGAUUUAGAAGAAUUCUGCUUCAGGUUUUGCAUAAAUCAUUUGACUGUCGUAACACAAACUUCAGGCUUUGCAGAAAUGGACCAUGAUCUUCUGAAGAACUUUAUCAGCAAAGCAAGCAGAGUUGGAGCCUUUAAAAAUUGAUUCUCAUCUGCAAUAAAGAAUUUUUAGCAUUUCCAUUUUCCCUGCAAAAGCCAGAGAAUGACUUCUCCUUAACUGGCUGAAUACUUACGUUCUGUCAAAAGAAGGUGGUGGUCGGUCUGCCCUGUGCUGAAGUCUGAAGUUUACUGUAGAAGGCAUUCCGUGCUCUGAUCAGAUGUGACUAAGCUUAAGGGAAAAAAAUUAAAAUGUCUUAUUUACUAUUUCCUCUUUCAAGUCACUUAAAUUAAGUUGGACCCUUUUGGUACAUUGGUCUAAGUAUAUGCUAUCCUGGCCGAAUUUCUGUUCUUCAGUAGGCUGAGACCACAUAGAGAGCUGGGCAUUACAUUGUCAGCAUCCAAAACGAUGCCUUGUAUACACACUCAGUUCAUUUAUUAUAAAUCUUAAGUAUGCCCAGAAAACAAUUUUAUUUGUGGGAUACUGGAUGAAGGAAUAACUUGCACAAAAACAAAUUUGAAACAGCCCAUAACUAUUGAGGUUCAUAUUCUUCUGGUACCUGGUUCUAAGUAAUAGUGGUUGAUUUAGAGCAUUAAUUAGAAUUCACAAACGGCCUUGACAGUUUGUCAAAGUCCCAAGGGCUAAUUUUAAUUUUCUAUUUACUCUGAGACAUUAAUUUCUUAUAUGGGAUUAUUGAAUAUGAAGUACUAUCUUUGAAUGAAUGUUAUUUCUGGGCUCAUCUGCCUUACAUAAUUGCAUAAUGUCUUUUCCCUUUGGGUUGAGAGAUUUGCCUGUGUAUGUAAAAAUGAUUAUGUGUUUUUCUUGUAAUGGAGUUUUAUGUCACUAUGAAAUAGUUCUCUUAAUCUGGCACAGAAUAAUUAUAAAGUAUUAGCCGAAGAGGAGCUCAUACU